GUGGCAGACGCGGAAGGCUUGGGACCUUUCCUGCUGCAGACUGAGACGCCCACCUUUGCUGGUUCCCGCGCCGCGUGUGCCGCGCUCCUCGAAUCCCGCUGGACACACCGAGGGGCGAGGGCUCCGAGCCCGGGAGGGCGCCUCGGGCGGCGGCGCUGUCGACAGAAAGGACUUUUCCUCGGAGGUCGCUGCAAAGCGACAUGAGGGGCGGAUCCUGGCCUCGGGACCGUGAAACAGGCUCAGGGGCAGACAGUUAGGGGACUCUGCGGACGGUCGCCUCCGCCCAUCCCGGGCUCGUUCUAAACUCCGCGGGCCUCGGGCGGGCGUAGCGGACUGCGGGGGUGGGCGGGCGCGCGGCCGCAACAUGUUCCCGUGGAGGCCGCCGGCCGCCCUGGCCACCUGGCUGGCGGGCGCGCGGGGCGGGGGCCUGCUGGCCUUGCUGGCCAAUCAGUGCCGCUUCGUGACGGGCCUGCGCGUGCGGCGCGCGCAGCAGAUCGCGCAGCUCUACGGCCGCCUGUACUCCGAGAGCUCGCGCUGCGUCCUCCUCGGACGCCUCUGGCGCCGGCUGCGCGGCCGCCCCGGCCAUGCCUCUGCCUUGAUGGCGGCCCUCGCCGGUGCCUUCGUGUGGGAUGAGGAGAGGAUCCAGGAGGAGGAACUGCAAAGAUCCAUUAAUGAGAUGAAACGGUUGGAGGAAAUGUCACAUAUAUUUCAGAGCUCUGGAGUUGAAUGCCACCCUCCAGAACCAAAGUCUCAAGCAGAAGGUAUUGACAAUUCAAAAGACAAAGAGGACCCAUGGGAAAUGGUGAUGGACAAGAAACACUUUAAGCUGUGGCGACGCCCAAUUACAGGCACCCACCUUUACCAAUACCGAGUUUUUGGGACGUACACAGAUGUGACACCCCGGCAGUUCUUCAAUGUUCAGUUGGACACAGAGUAUAGAAAAAAAUGGGAUGCUCUUGUGAUCAAGCUGGAGGUGAUAGAAAGAGAUGUCGUGAGUGGUUCUGAGGUUCUUCACUGGGUCACCCAAUUUCCUUAUCCAAUGUACUCUCGAGAUUAUGUUUAUGUUCGGCGAUACAGUGUGGAUCAGGAAAACAAUGUGAUGGUGUUGGUGUCACGUGCUGUGGAGCACCCCAGUGUGCCAGAGUCUCCAGAAUUCGUCAGGGUCAGAUCCUAUGAAUCCCAAAUGGUUAUCCGUCCCCACAAGUCAUUUGAUGAGAAUGGCUUUGACUACUUGUUGACAUACAGUGACAAUCCCCAGACUGUGUUUCCUCGCUACUGUGUUAGUUGGAUGGUUUCUAGUGGCAUGCCAGAGUUCCUGGAGAAGCUGCACAUGGCCACCCUGAAAGCCAAGAAUAUGGAGAUCAAAGUGAAAGACUACAUGUCAGCUAAGCCCCUGGAGAUGAGCAGUGAAGCCAAGGCUACGGUCCCGUCCUCUGAGCGGAAGACUGAGGGUAGUUGUGGCCCAGCCCGGAUUGAGUAUGCCUGAGGAGCUCUGGGUUAGAAGGAAUAGGCAUUUCUAACCUUGCCUGUUCCUUGGCUCUGUGCUUGACUUAGGACAAGCCACAUGUACUAGAAGGCAUCUGCUGUAACUCCCAGUGCAAGAUAAUUCACUAGCUGGAGUCUGGUUUCAUUCAGAGCACUGUUGCUCUUCAUCAGACAAAGGACAGUGGCAUCAUGGAGGCACGGUCAUAUUCUCAGACCAACCAUUGUCAAAUUCAUUAUUUCACUGAGCUAAUUUGGAACAAACCUCUCACCUCAGGCCAGAAGGGGACAAUUUCUGUUUGCUUCCUCUGAGUAGUUCCUCGCUGACAUUCCACAUUCCACCAUUGGUUGUGCAGUGCUUUGGAUGUCCUUCGGCUCUGCAGGUCAGCUGGAAAGUGUGAUUGGCUGGUCAUGUCUCAAGGAGGGGUCACUGCGAAUACUCUUGGUAACAGUCUACCGGAUGGGUGUGAACGAUGUUUGGCCAUGUUAAGUGCCUUGUCCUCGCCUUUUAUCUUGAGGGACAUAAGAAGUUUAUACCAAGAAAUCCCCCCACAAAAUACUAUCACAUUGACUCACCUGACUCAGAGCAAUUUUUAUCUGAAUUGGAUUAUUGCCUCCUACAUAGCCUUAACCCAUUUGCCAAGAGCACUGGAGACGAGCUCUCAGACAAUAGUUUUCUAUAUUGAUGUUUUGAUAGGGUCAGUGAAAGUGCACAAAACAACACAUUUGAAAAUAAAUUAACUUUCUUUUUAACCUUUGAAUCAAAAUGGAAUUGAGGAGUUGCACGAUUUCUCUGUAGUCCUACUCUACUAUUUUAAAUAUACAGUUGAGACGCUUUUUUUUGUUCAGACCAUCUUUUCCCACCAUAGGUUUGACUUGUCCUUUUUAGAAGGCUAAAGACAGAGGAUGGAAGGGGUGGGGCGGUGUCCCUCUUGAGAACUCUUAGAACUGUAGGCAAGCUGAGUUGGGCCAAUAGAUUUGGAGUCUUGACCCAAGUACCUAAAUGGUGGAGAUGUGGUUUGUGUGACCCUUUAAAAAGUUUUUCCUCCUGUCUCCAGAGCUGAACUGAAAGCCAACCACAGUUAAGGUCACAACUGGAUGGUAUCAGAUUAGCCUUGCUGCCUUUGCUUUUGGCCAUGGUUGCAGUCUGCUGAGAGAAUAGGGAUCCUCUGGUGUUCAAGUAGCUGAAUUUUUUUUUUCCUGCUUGCUAACCUGUUGUGGUAGAAAAGGUUCUAAACCUGAGACUAAUUCAACCAUUUUUGACCAUCCCGUUGCCUGUUCAGUUUUGUGCCAAGGAAACAACUGCUGCAGUGUUUUCAUGAGUCUUCACUGAGUCAUUGGCAGAGCAGAGAGAUGUACUGAGCAGUGCCAGCAUCUUGCAUUGGUUCUCCCGAGGACCUGACAGAAACCAGGGGUGGGGUGGGGAUUCCUGAGUUAGAUCUGCAUUAGGCACCUGUGAUUGUGAAUGGCAUAUGUGUAUACAGAAGCAGUUUAUAUGCACGUGUGCACAGGUGCUAAAGCAGUUGUGGUUGCCUGUGUUCUGACUCAACGGUGAUUUAACUAUGUACAUUUACUUAUGUCAUUGUAAUGAUUUUGCUCCUGUGACAUUUUUAUCAAAUGUGAAAAUAAAACAUAAAGAUUGGUACAAAA
This is a messenger RNA of Jaculus jaculus (lesser Egyptian jerboa), 3132 nucleotides long. It is a transcript of the gene Stard7, whose product is annotated as StAR related lipid transfer domain containing 7. The record is from RefSeq and is a predicted model, not a curated record. NCBI's taxonomy places the organism in Eukaryota, Metazoa, Chordata, Mammalia, Rodentia, Dipodidae. Gene Ontology annotation, molecular function: lipid binding. The coding region runs from base 365 to 1486 and encodes 373 amino acids. The transcript is spliced from 8 exons.